UGACUUUGAAGUUAAAUUUUGACAUAAUCAGGUUUCGAAGUUCACUGAAUUACGAGAGAAUUCGACUAGUUAAUUUUUAUUUCAUCUUCAUAAUAGUUUAAAAUGUCCUUCUUUGUUAAGCAAUGUAUUCGACGAGUCCUCACACCGGCCGUAUCCAUAACAAAAAAUAGUUUUUCGACCACCAGUUCCGUUUUUGCUCCCAGAGUACAAAAGCCGGCACCUGAUUUUGCCGCCACAGCUGUAGUUAAUGGAGAAUUCAAUCAGUUGAAACUAGCAGAUUUCUCAGGAAAAUAUGUUGUACUUGUGUUCUACCCACUAGAUUUCACCUUUGUCUGCCCAACAGAGCUGAUUGCGUUCAGUGAUAGAUCUAAAGAUUUUGCAAGCAUUGAUUGUCAAGUGAUUGGUGUUUCAACGGACUCUGAAUUCAGCCAUCUUGCUUGGGUCAAUACACCCAGGAAGGAUGGAGGCCUGGGCAAGUUGGACAUUCCUCUAUUGGCCGAUUAUAAGAAGAAGAUCUCGCAGGACUAUGAUGUUUUACUGGAUGACGGUUUUGCCUUAAGAGGUCUAUUCAUCAUUGACAAGAAUGGUAUUUUGAGGCACAUGUCGGUAAACGACCUGCCCGUGGGGCGGUCCGUGGAGGAAACCCUGAGAUUGGUGAAGGCUUUCCAAUUUGCUGAUAAACAUGGAGAAGUGUGCCCAGCCAAUUGGAACCCAGAGAGCAACGCUGAUACAAUUAAACCCAAUCCAAAGGAAAGCAAGGAAUACUUCCAGAAAGCGAAUUAGAUUUGCCAGUUGGUGCAUAUAGAAAGCCUUCCUUAAAUGCCUCUGUUAUAUCGUACAGGCAACACCUUCAACUUUGACAGCCAGUAGGGUUGCCAUAUAAAAUUAAGGUCUAGUUCACGAAAUAAUUUCUAUAUUCAUAUCUCGCUAUCGCGCACGUGUCGUCGUACAACGUCACAGAUUAAGAAUUACAACAAUUUACUUAUUAAUUUAUAGGUUUUAAGCGGAAACUAAUACUUUUAUCUAUUACAUUAUAAAUAAAUGAUCAAAUAAAUAAUCUGAAUUGAAUUCUUGCGUGAACUAGACUGUCAUAAGUAAUAAAAUUGUUAUUUAAAAUAAUUGUAAAGAAUUGAAAUGUGUAUAAUGAAACCAAAACAGUGUUAUUCAAUGUGCACGUAAGAUAUGAGAUAAUUUAACUUUAUCAAUAAAGUUUUUUUUCAUUUA
Zerene cesonia (dogface butterfly) is the source of this 1224-nucleotide messenger RNA. RefSeq names its product peroxiredoxin-2-like. The coding region runs from base 103 to 783 and encodes 226 amino acids. Gene Ontology annotation, cellular component: mitochondrion; cytosol. The transcript has 7 exons. Gene Ontology annotation, molecular function: thioredoxin peroxidase activity. Gene Ontology annotation, biological process: response to oxidative stress; cell redox homeostasis; hydrogen peroxide catabolic process. The record is from RefSeq and is a predicted model, not a curated record. Lineage: Eukaryota; Metazoa; Arthropoda; Insecta; Lepidoptera; Pieridae.